AUUUUCUCUGUUUGUUAUUUUUUUUAUUAAGGUUACAUUGAUUGAACAUGAAUGAAAACAUAAGAUUAUAUAUAUAUAUAUACAGUAUACAAUAAUUAAUAAAAAUGGAAUUCAUCUUUAUCUUCAAUGAAUAACUAACUAGAUUUUAUAAUUCUUGAAUGGUUUAAAAAUUACAGGUAGGAAUGGCUAGUGCACUGGAAACUCUGUGUGGGCAAGCUUAUGGAGCAGAGGAAUAUAAGAAACUUGGACUUCAAACUUACACUGCUAUUUUUUCUCUGUUUUUGGUCUGUUUUCCUGUAACUUUGUUCUGCUUUCUGGCCUUUUACCAAAUCCACAGCUUGAAACCUCCGUUCUUUCUGUAUGUCUCAAUACCAUUUCGACUCUCUAUACAAUUCCAUUUGGGCUUGGUGCUGCAGCAAGCACAAGAGUUUCGAAUGAAUUAGGAGCUGGAAACCCACAAGCUGCUCGAAUUGCUACAUGUGCAGUGAUGUUUCUUGCAGUGGCAGAAACAAGUAUAGUUAGCACAACCCUCUUCUUCACCCGCAGAAUUUUCGGCUACACUUUUAGCAACGAAAAGGAAGUCGUGGAUUACGUGACCAAAAUGGCUCCUCUGGUUUGUCUCAAUGCUAUUUUCGACAGCUUACAAGGGGUCCUUUCAGGGGUGGCUAGAGGAUGUGGUUGGCAGCAUAUAGGGGCUUAUAUCAAUCUCAGCGCGUUUUAUCUUUGUGGGAUACCAGUUGCUGCCAUUUUGGGUUUCUGGUUUCAGCUUAGAGGAGAGGGUCUCUGGAUUGGAAUUCAACUUGGUUCUUUUAUGCAAACUGUUCUGCUUUCUCUUGUAACUAUUAGUACAGACUGGGAGAAACAGGUCUACAUAUAUAUUCCAUAUCUAUUAGUACAGACUGGGAGAAACAAUGAGAAGAGAAAGAAGAAGGCAAACUCACAGAUUCAAGAAGAAGAACACAGAGCUUGAUCUGGGCAGAGGCACGCGAGAGACACCACCAACGCCUUCGAUGAGCUCCGGACAGAAAUUUGACCCAGGGGGAAGGACUGGUUAGCUUAAUCCCCCUCUCGGGGGAUUAUUUCACUGUAGCGGCUAACUUAUCCGCUCCUUCAUUUGUUCCUUCCAAACACCGGAUUGGGACACAAUCCUGUCCAAUCCGGUGAAACAAACACGCCCUAAGGGUUUUAAAAAAAAAAAAAAAAAAAAAAAAAAAGGGUUUUGAAAUCACUUACCUGCCUUUUUGGAUUCUGGGCUUGACAAAAUAGUACAAAUGACUCUCCAACAAUAACGGACUGGAAUAACAUAUAUACCUCAACUUGGUGCCAAAACUUCUUUAAGAUUCUAUCGAAACCAGGGGGCUUAGUUAUGAACAUGUUUCUGUUUUAAGAUUGAUUUUUGCUGCAAGCGUUAAUGGAAAUUAAAAUGAUGAUCUUUCUUUA
This is a messenger RNA of Ziziphus jujuba (common jujube), 1440 nucleotides long. Its product is annotated as protein DETOXIFICATION 13. Gene Ontology annotation, biological process: transmembrane transport. The record is from RefSeq and is a predicted model, not a curated record. Gene Ontology annotation, molecular function: antiporter activity; xenobiotic transmembrane transporter activity. Gene Ontology annotation, cellular component: membrane. The transcript has 4 exons. Lineage: Eukaryota; Viridiplantae; Streptophyta; Magnoliopsida; Rosales; Rhamnaceae. The coding region runs from base 488 to 970 and encodes 160 amino acids.